Jaminaea rosea is the source of this 486-nucleotide messenger RNA. RefSeq lists its product as hypothetical. The transcript is spliced from 4 exons. Bases 1 to 486 code for a protein of 161 amino acids. Lineage: Eukaryota; Fungi; Basidiomycota; Exobasidiomycetes; Microstromatales. The record is from RefSeq and is a predicted model, not a curated record. Gene Ontology annotation, cellular component: mediator complex.
AUGACAAACAACAUGGCCUCGACAUCAGCAGACGGCGCGGCAGGAAUUGACAAGCCUCAGAAGCCGCAGCUUGACGAGGAGACCGAUCCCCUCUCAACCCUCUCCUUCUCCCUCUCCCUCAUCCUCCAAAUAGCCUCAACAUCACUGCAUCGCCUCUCGAGCUCCACACAUAUCCCGCUUCACCCAGAGAUUCCCGCUCACAUCCACACAGGCCCAGGCGUUAGCGCGCCUGAGGGACUGGUGCCGCCAGCCCAAAUGAAGGAGGAUAUUCAGGAGUUGGUCGAUGAUUUGAUGGAGAGGGUCAGCUGGAUGAAGGACGAGAUUGGACGGUUGGAGGUGGAAAGGAAAGAGGAGGAGCAGGAAUCGAGGCUGCGAGCUCUUGACGAGGAGAUGCGCCAGGCUAACGAAGAGUACGCUGAUGCCCUUCAAGAAGCCAAAGAGCUACGAACCAAGGUCGAAGAGCUUUUGCUACGAAGUUGCGUUUAG